AGCGGCCGCGGGUGCCGGGGCUUUUGGCUGGGCCGCGCCGCUGCCCGUCCCGCAGCGCUCCGGCGGAGAGAGCAGCGAGAGCAGCGGACGCCGCGACCGCGCGAGGCAUGAACCGGGCUCAGCGCGGGGCCGCGGGCAGCCGCGGCCUGGGCACCAUGGAGGUGAAGAGCAAGUUUGGGGCAGAAUUUCGACGAUUUUCUCUGGAGAGAUCCAAACCUGGAAAGUUUGAGGAGUUUUAUGGAUUACUGCAGCACGUGCACAAGAUCCCAAACGUUGAUGUUCUGGUGGGGUACACGGACAUUCACGGAGACCUGCUGCCUAUCAAUAAUGAUGACAAUUAUCACAAAGCAGUUUCCACAGCCAAUCCUCUCCUCAGGAUUUUCAUUCAGAGGAAAGAAGAUGCAGACUACAGUGCCUUCGGGACGGACACCGUGACGAGGAAGAAGAACGUCUUAUCCAACGUGCUGCGUCCGGAUAACCACAAGAAGAAACCCCACAUUGUCAUUAGCAUGCCCCAGGACUUCAGGCCCGUGUCCUCCAUCAUAGACGUGGAUAUUCUGCCCGAGACCCACCGCAGGGUGCGGCUCUACAAGUACGGCACCGACAAACCGCUGGGCUUCUACAUCCGCGACGGCUCCAGCGUCAGGGUCACCCCGCACGGGCUGGAGAAGGUGCCGGGCAUUUUCAUAUCCAGGCUGGUCCCCGGGGGGCUGGCUCAGAGCACGGGCCUGCUGGCUGUCAACGAUGAGGUGCUGGAGGUGAAUGGGAUAGAGGUGUCAGGAAAAAGCCUCGAUCAAGUUACAGACAUGAUGAUUGCGAACAGCCGCAACCUGAUCGUCACGGUCAGACCCGCCAACCAGAGGAACAACGUCGUGAGGAACAGUCGGACUUCGGGCAGCUCCGGCCGGUCCACUGAGUCCAGCCUUCCCAGCAGCACUCCAAACAUUCUGGGGAGUCUGCUGCAAGGAGAAGAGGAGAGCGAUGAGGAGGACAUUAUUAUCGAAGACAGUGGCGAGCCACAGCAGAUCCCAAAAGCUGCGCCUGCCAGCGAAAGCAUAGAGUCCUUAUCACAAAUUGAACUCCUCCACGAGUCCACACAAAAUGGAUUCCUUCCUUCCAGUGAGAUGAACUUGAAUCACUCAGCAGGCAGCAUUAGCAUGGAGUAUGAAGUCCCAGAGCCAGGGCGUUUUUGUGAUGAUGCAGACAUUGCUGCAGAAACAAAUCCCUGCUGUUUGAUGUUACAAAGUGCACAUUGGAAAUUAGUAUCUGGUGAGCAGUAGUUUUCUCAAACCUCCAAGGCCUUUGGAGUCCAAGGUGCCAGGAGAGGCAUUCAUCUCCCUUAGGAUUUAUGGAGAAUAGGCACAGCAGGCAGUGGUACUCUGCAAAUACAGGUGAGGGGCUUUUUUUGUUACACUUAUUUAUGGUUUCUCUGUGUGUGUGUGGAGAGCCCUGGAAUCUUUUACAAGAGCAAGGUCUUUCAAGUGUUUCACUUGUUUUGCUAAUAAUUAUUGAAAAUGAAGUAACUGUUUCCCCUCAGUGUGAAAUGAGAAAAAGAAAUGUUCAUUCUGCAACAUGGAGACUUUACCUGUGCAUGUUUUCUCUCAGUGCUGCUCUACACUUCCUUUCUUUAUGGAAGAUUGUUUACUUUGAAAAUAUCUUUAUAUUCCUUUGUCACAAGGCUUUCCUUCCUGUAUGAAAUCACCAGUGGAGGGUGAGACUCAUUAUUCUGCUAGUUUGCACUUCUGUGCCUUUGGUUUACUUGAAUGUAUUGUGAAUAAUCAAAGGAAUAAAGGCACUUGGAUGGGAAGAGAAGAGAGGUCCAGAGAAGGAACUGGUAGUGCACUUGGUGCAGGUGUAACGUUCUCAUUCCAUGCAGAUCCCCUCUGGGGCUGAUGUGGCCCGUGAGGAUUUCACAGCUCAGAUCACAGCUGGGAGCUUGGAGUUGCCUGGGGGGGCUGAGUGUGGCCAGGAACUGGGCAGGUGCCAGCCCCGAGGCUGCUGUGCUGCCAGGCCUGUGUGUGGGUAGUUGGAAUAAUAUUUAUGCCAGUAUUAAGGACUUGUAGAAAUUUAACUGAGGUCCUGCUCUAAACUGCAUGAGACUUCAUCUCCUAGGACCUCUCCUGCAAACUGAGUAAUCUAAACCUGAGAUAAUGGUAUUUUUGACAUAGAUCAUGUUCUGUUUCACAGAAAUUUGGUGACAUGUAGUAAAACUAAGCAUUUGGGACUUGAUAAAAACUUAAAAUAAUAAAACUGAAGAAUAUGUAUUUACAGGUACAAUGACAGACUGCACAGCAUGUAAUUGCUUACUGCUGCAGUUACCAUAAACUUUCUAAAGUUCUUCCAUAUCUUACUAAUAAAUACACUGCUAAUUACAAAAGAUUUUUAAAUUGCUACUUAGGGAUGAUCAAUGGUUGAUUAUGAGUGGCUAAAUUUAAUUUUAUAUAUAAAUGAUACUGGGGUUCAGUAUAAGGUUUUUUAAAAUAUGCUGAUAUUGUUAGCCUUUCAUUCACUACCUCCUAAAUUUUUAACAUCUAUACUGUUUUCUCCCUGGAAGACAAUACUUUAAGGCUUGACUGUUUUAUAUAGAUUUUAUCUAUAGCUAAAAAAAGGAGAAAAAAAAAAAUCCAGCAGUGAUAGUGAGGAUGCUGCGCAUGAUCGACAAUGUUACGCUGCUAUUGAUGUAAUCUGUGUGUUAAGUAUCCUGUGUGUGUGAAUUGUAUUUUCAAUCCAGAUUUUAGAAAUUAAUUUAUGAAAUACCCAAAUUAUUUCAGAAUGGAAUGAAAAACUAAAAUUCCUUUGACUAGUGUUACAUGUUGUGUACAUGCACAGAGGGGGACAAGUGAUUCCUCCCUGGUGGCUGGGAGAUCCAAGUGCACCUUAAUAGGAAGAACAAAUUCUUAGUAGAAUUAAGAUGCAUUUAUUUUAAAGUUCUGCUGUGGUACUGGAGAAGUCAAGCCUAACUGUGAAUCAUAUGUUUUUUUCCACACCUGAAUUAAAUUUAGGACAAUGUUCUCACAAGCUGUCUUUAACAUGUGUAUUUUUGUGAAUAUUAUGUAUUUUCUAAUUAAAUUUUACUUGCAAUGUGAUUUUUACAUGAAUGAAUUUGUUUAAAAUGUCAAAUAUCAGUAUUUUUCUUACAACUUUAAUGUAUAAUGUACAUUGGUAUCUCACCGAAUGAAGACUGAUUUUACAAAAAUCAAGCUAGAUGUAGUUGUAUAUUAGUCUUAUAUUUUUACAGACCAAAAUAAUAAAUGGAUAUAGAAAU
Messenger RNA from Onychostruthus taczanowskii (white-rumped snowfinch), 3265 nucleotides. RefSeq names its product par-6 family cell polarity regulator beta (gene PARD6B). The record is from RefSeq and is a predicted model, not a curated record. Bases 108 to 1280 code for a protein of 390 amino acids. The transcript is spliced from 4 exons. Lineage: Eukaryota; Metazoa; Chordata; Aves; Passeriformes; Passeridae. Gene Ontology annotation, cellular component: apical plasma membrane; nucleus; cell cortex. Gene Ontology annotation, biological process: regulation of cellular localization; centrosome cycle; establishment or maintenance of cell polarity. Gene Ontology annotation, molecular function: protein kinase C binding.